AUGUCCGCUGACACUAAGCCAUGGGGAAAUUAUUAUCGAGUCAUCGUUGUGCUCGUUGGCUUCCUGUGUCUCACAUCGAUUUGUUCCAACUACAUCAUCAUAAAUUUCACCUUCAUCUGCAUGAAAAACGACAUGUCAAACGCGAUUCCAGAUAGCAAUGGAACGCUAAAAAGCAUUUACGACUAUUCCAGCGGUGAAAAGAAGUGGAUUUUGUGGGCGGUGGCAUUGGGAACCAUGAUCGGAACACUUCCAAUCAACGUUCUUUAUGUCAAAUUUGGAGCUCGUUUCCCAUUUUUCCUCGCUGGUCUCACCUCGAUCAUCUCAACAGCAUUAAUCCCAUGGGCAGCCGGAUUCAAUUAUUGGAUCUUGAUUUUGCUUAGAUUCAUUCAGGGUCUCGCCUAUUCCGCCGACUUCGCCGCCAUCGGUCUCAUCACUGUUCGCUGGGCACCUCUCACCGAAACCGCCACCUUCAUCGCUGUCAUGACCUCAUUCACAGGCAUCUCGUCAACUGCUACCAACUCCGUGACAGGUGUCAUCUGCGAAAGCUCACUCGGAUGGAAAUGGUCGUAUUACCUUCACGCCGCCGUCGGAUUGUUCCUCUUCUGCCUUUGGUACAUCGUAUAUAUCGAUCAUCCACAGGACACCAAACGAGUCUCCUGCAAAGAAUUGAGCAAAAUCGAAAAGUCCAAAUCUGCAGCCCAUCUUGAUAAGAGUACCGAUGUUCCAUAUGGCAAACUUCUAACCAGCCCAGUCAUCUGGUGUGUCUGGCUCAACGCCUUCUUCGAAAUGUCAGCUGUGAUUGUGUGCUCUACCUACAUGCCAAUCUAUUUCCACGAAGUUCUCGGAUUUGGAGUCACUGAAACCGGAUUCUGGGUUGCUUUGGUUCUCUUCAUCUGGCUUCCUGUCCGAUGGGUAUCUGCUGUCAUGAGUGACAAAAUGACUUGCGUCGGAGAGCGAGCUAAAAUGCUCAUGUUCAAUACUGUAGCUGUCGGAGGUACUGGAGUAUUUUUCGCUGUUAUUGGAUUCAUCCCAGCUGAGAACAAGUACUGGUCGGUGGCUGCGUUCACUAUGACCAUGUGCUGUGUUGGUGUCAAUUCUGGAGGUUUCUACAAGUGUGGUGUUCUUCAUGCCCGUCAAUACGCCCACGUCGUCAUCGCUGCUAUCCAAUGGACCAAAUGCGUGGCUCUUUUCUCGGCUCCAGCCAUGGUUGCCCUCUUCGUCACCACCGAAUCAGUCCGCACCCAAUGGAUCGGUGUCUAUCUGGUUUUCGGAGGACUCAUGCAAAUUACAAAUCUCCUUUCCUACUGUAUCUUCACCGACAAACCAGCUUCGUGGACCAACAGCGAUGAGAAGCCAGUGGCUGUGUCCAAAGCCUAA
Messenger RNA from Caenorhabditis briggsae, 1377 nucleotides. Bases 1 to 1377 code for a protein of 458 amino acids. The record is from RefSeq and is a predicted model, not a curated record. The transcript is spliced from 5 exons. Gene Ontology annotation, biological process: transmembrane transport. NCBI's taxonomy places the organism in Eukaryota, Metazoa, Nematoda, Chromadorea, Rhabditida, Rhabditidae. Gene Ontology annotation, molecular function: transmembrane transporter activity.